GGUGUUAAGAUUCAUUGUACCUGCAAGAGACUCUUCUUGGCUCGUGUUAAGAAACUUCAGGUGGGACAAUGGAGGUUCAUUGAGAAUGUGUCCGUAACUCCUGCAGCUGGAAAGUACCGACCGACCAGUCAUGCGUACAAGCUGACCAUCAUAAAUGUUAUUGGUCAAGCAAUAGAUAUUGGAGAUAUGCAGGUUGUGCCAGUUCAAGGUAAAGAAACAAAGAAGCUGGAACUUACUUUGACUGAUAAGAGACAAGUCCAGAUAACAAAUGCAUUUGAUACUUCAACCUUGGAGAUAAAUCCACCUGGAUUUGAUGUGCAAGAUUAUAUCAGACUGAUGCCAAAUAAUGAGCUUGCUCUCAUUACUGAUGGUCGUGAGGUUGUGAAACCCAAAGGAAACAAACGCCAACCAGAUCAGUGGUCAAUUUACCCAGAGAGAACGAUUUUGGAUAUCAUAAUGGCGACUGAGAUUGAGAAAUGCAUUGUUACAGCAACAGUUGAUGCAAUAGACACAGAUUGGGCAUGGUAUUAUUUUGGUUGUGCUAAGUGCCACUAUAAGAAGGUUACUGACAUUACUAAUAGGGAUGUGGUGCCUGUGAAACAUUUGUGGUAUUGUGAUACAUGCCAUCAGUCAGUCACCAAUGUUGCACCUAGGUUCAAAAUACACCUAUUACUAAAGGAUGACACUGGUGAAACUAAGGUGAUGUUGCUUGAUACUGUUGCUGAACCUAUUUUGGGAGUAAGUGCUGAAGUACUCUUAAAUGGUUCUCUAGAAGAGGUUGAGGAUCCUGAAGACUUGCCUGACCAAGUUACUGCUCUGAUUGGGAAAACUUUCAAAUUUGGAGUCUAUGUGAACAAAGAUAAUGUUGAUUAUGGAUCCCAUAUAUUUAAUGUUGGGAAGACUUGGUCUGCUGAUACAAUAAUAACUCGUGCGGACGAUGAGGACACCGGAGAUACAUCGACCAUAGUUUCCUCUGAUCGUUCAUCAGGACAGGUGUCUUUUGUCAGCAUUGAAUCUGAAGACAACACAUGUUUAUCUUCAACUCCACUGUCAAAACGAAAAGGAAGCAGUAAUGAAAUUGAUGACCUUUCUUCUACUUCAAAGAAACAAUGCUCUAAGAUAAUCAAGGUGGAAAAGAACACUGUGGAGAAGUGA
Brassica napus (rape) is the source of this 1155-nucleotide messenger RNA. RefSeq lists its product as uncharacterized. The annotation marks the transcript as partial. The record is from RefSeq and is a predicted model, not a curated record. NCBI's taxonomy places the organism in Eukaryota, Viridiplantae, Streptophyta, Magnoliopsida, Brassicales, Brassicaceae. The transcript is spliced from 8 exons.